This is a messenger RNA of Mirounga angustirostris (Northern elephant seal), 1078 nucleotides long. Its product is annotated as olfactory receptor 7D2. Lineage: Eukaryota; Metazoa; Chordata; Mammalia; Carnivora; Phocidae. Gene Ontology annotation, molecular function: olfactory receptor activity; G protein-coupled receptor activity. Gene Ontology annotation, cellular component: plasma membrane. Bases 1 to 939 code for a protein of 312 amino acids. The record is from RefSeq and is a predicted model, not a curated record. The transcript has 2 exons. Gene Ontology annotation, biological process: G protein-coupled receptor signaling pathway.
AUGGGCCCUCGAAACCGAACAGAAGUUUUAGAGUUCAUCCUCCUUGGGGUCUCUGAGGAUCCAGAAUUACAGCCCUUCAUAUUUGGGCUGUUCCUGUCCAUGUUCCUGGUCACUGUGCUCGGGAACCUGCUCAUCAUCCUGGCCAUCUGCUCUGACCCCCACCUCCACACCCCCAUGUACUUCUUCCUCUCCAACCUGUCCUUGGUUGACAUCUGUUUCAGCACCACCAUAGUGCCCAAGAUGCUGGUGAACAUCCAUACAGAGAACAAAGCCAUCUCCUAUAUGGACUGCCUCACGCAGGUCUAUUUUUCCAUGUUUUUUCCUAUCCUGGACACUCUACUCCUGACUAUAAUGGCCUAUGACCGGUUUGUGGCCAUCUGCCGCCCCCUGCACUACAUGGUCAUCAUGAACCCACGCCUCUGUGGCCUGCUGGUUCUUGUGACCUGGUUCGUUGGUGUCAUGACAUCUCUUCUUCACAUCUCUCUGAUGAUGCAUCUGAGCUUCUGCCGAGAUCUUGAAAUUCCACAUUUCUUCUGUGAACUGACACAGAUUCUCAAGUUGGCCUGCUCUGAUACCUUCCUGAACAGUGCAUUGAUAUACUUUAUGACUGGUGUGCUGGGUGUUUUUCCCCUUGUUGGGAUCCUUUUCUCCUACUCACAGAUUGCUUCAUCGAUAAGGAAGAUGCCUUCACUGGGGGGAAAGCAAAAAGCAUUUUCCACCUAUGGGUCUCACCUCUCAGUGGUUUCUUUAUUUUAUGGAACAAGUGUUGGGGUCUACUUCACUUCUGCAGUAACUCACUCCCCCCAGAAAGUCUCAGUGGCUUCAGUAAUGUAUACUGUGGUCACCCCCAUGCUGAACCCCUUCAUCUACAGCCUGAGGAACAAGGAUGUGAAGGGGGCUCUGGGAAGGCUUCUCAGUAGAGCAACCUCUCAUCUGUGAUGGAUCUCUUGGCCCCAGGACUAAGAAGUUUUAUGGAUCCCAAAAGCAAAAAUUUUGAUUCUAAAGUUUACUCUUGAAUCUUGUAAACCCUCUUUCACCUAAUCCUGAAGGAGCUAUGACUGCACUCCCCUAGUUUUUA